This is a messenger RNA of Cynoglossus semilaevis (tongue sole), 919 nucleotides long. RefSeq names its product lysozyme g-like. Gene Ontology annotation, cellular component: extracellular region. Gene Ontology annotation, molecular function: lysozyme activity. NCBI's taxonomy places the organism in Eukaryota, Metazoa, Chordata, Actinopteri, Pleuronectiformes, Cynoglossidae. Gene Ontology annotation, biological process: peptidoglycan catabolic process; defense response to Gram-positive bacterium. The transcript has 5 exons. The record is from RefSeq and is a predicted model, not a curated record. Bases 76 to 630 code for a protein of 184 amino acids.
AGAGAAGCAGAGCACAACUCAGAGCACAACUCAGAGACCAUUUGUUUUCAACUUCGGGACUGCAAGUCAAGAACCAUGGGUUAUGGAAGUGUCUUAGAUGUGGAAACUUCUGGAGCUUCUGCAGUAACUGCUAGACAGGACAGACUGAGCGCUGGUGUUGAAGCAUCACACACCAUGGCCAAAACUGACCUUCAAAGAAUGGAAAGGUACAAGGCAAUAAUUAAGGAAGUGGGAAGAAAAUAUGGAGUUGAGCCAGCUCUGAUCGCUGCCAUCAUCUCCAGAGAGUCCAGGGCUGGGAAUUGUCUCAGCGGAGGAUAUGGCGAUGGAGGGAAUGCCUUCGGACUGAUGCAGGUGGAUAUCAAUCCGAGAGGGGGCGGACACACUGCCAGAGGUGAAUGGAAUAGCAAGGAACACAUCGAGCAAGGCACUGAGAUCUUGGUUCAUUUCAUCAAAACCAUCAGUGCUAAAUUCCCUUGGAGCCAAGAGCAAAAACUCAAAGGAGGAAUUGCUGCCUAUAAUGCUGGGGACCAAAGGGUGACCUCUACAAACGUGGAUGAAUACACGACAGGGGGAGACUACUCCAAUGAUGUUAUUGCCCGGGCUCAGUGGUACAAAAGGAAUGGAUACUGAUGUUAAUAUUUUAAAAGGAAUCUGAAGAAUCUAAGAAAUAUAUCGUGCAAUAAUUCUUUGUCAUUUGGUCAAAAUCAAGCUAAACAGUGCAACAAAAACAAUGAAUGCUUUGUCUGUUUUAUCCAAAGGGCUAGAUGAGAAAUAACACAUUCUCUAGAUUGCAAGUUAUACCCUGUGAACGUUAGAACAUUAUUCUUCUAAUUUGACAAUUUGGCUUUUUAGAUUUUUUGGGUUUUGUUUUAUUAUUAUUAUCAUCAGCUCUUUUCGAGAUUAAAAUGAUACAAUAUGA